Messenger RNA from Xiphias gladius (swordfish), 1005 nucleotides. RefSeq names its product homeobox C1a (gene hoxc1a). Gene Ontology annotation, cellular component: nucleus. The transcript is spliced from 2 exons. Gene Ontology annotation, biological process: regulation of transcription by RNA polymerase II. Gene Ontology annotation, molecular function: DNA-binding transcription factor activity, RNA polymerase II-specific; RNA polymerase II cis-regulatory region sequence-specific DNA binding. The coding region runs from base 1 to 1005 and encodes 334 amino acids. The record is from RefSeq and is a predicted model, not a curated record. NCBI's taxonomy places the organism in Eukaryota, Metazoa, Chordata, Actinopteri, Istiophoriformes, Xiphiidae.
AUGACUUCCUAUCAAGAGUUAACGGCCGAAGGGGAGAGUAGCCCUCUGUUCACGGGCUGCUGCCGAGUAAAAGAGGUCAUAAACCGGGACCUGGGCGGCAGGACUCAUCCUGAACUCGGCAGUCGUGAUGAGGAGGGAAAACUGGAGGUGGAAGUUGCCCCAGGAUUUCAUUCUCCGCUUCCCCGGUACUUCACUCUCUCCAACAGUUUGACUCUGUGCACCUCUUCGGACAGCCCUCCUCCUCAUCCUCCUCCUCCUCCUCCUCCUCCUCCUCCACCGUGUGAGACUCUCGAGGGCUUCUCGACACCGGCCUGCCCCCACUCGUCCCGUGUCCCCUGGCGGUGCAGGGCGCAGGGGCAGGGCUCUCCAGGACGCGGAUACCGUGCGUCAAAUAGCAGCGAGACGCUACUCUCCGAUUCUGGGUCACUUACAGAGCAACACCAAAUCUACCCUCGCAAUGGCCCCGAGAUUCACGUCGCCGUGGGACGUUCAGCCGGCUCGGACUGUACCGCGGCGGAUAUGGAUGAAAGGAGUAAAACUUUUGAGUGGAUGAGAGUGAAGAGGAGUCAGCACAGGGCGGCCAGGAUGCACACGACCUGUGGGUUCGGUAUCGUUGGCUCGGGAAUCGGUGCUGUGGAGGCUGGAAGCAGCAGCAGCAGCAGCAGCAGCAGCAGCAGGAGCAUCUGCGCGGAUGGCCAUCCCACGGCGAACGGGGCCCCGAGGACCAGCUUCAGCACCAAGCAGCUGACCGAGCUGGAGAAGGAGUUCCACUUCAACAAGUACCUGACGCGGGCCAGGCGGGUGGAGGUCGCCAGCGCCCUGCAGCUCAGCGAGACGCAGGUGAAAGUUUGGUUUCAGAACAGACGCAUGAAGCAGAAGAAAUUACAGAGAGACUGGCUGCUCUCCGACCCGGGGCCCGCGGCUCCGCACUCACUCGCCGACACUUGGGACACCUGCCCCUCUGCUGGACCGACCUCGCCAAAACACCUGCCCAUGAAGUCCUGA